GAAGAACCAUGUCCUCCCUUGAGACUGGUGGAGGGUUGACUGUUCAGAAUCACAAUCCCAUUUAAUAGAAGCAUCUAACUUCAUAGCUAGAAGAAGAAUCAAGCUCUGGAGUAACUGCGUGCGCAGAUGGGAGAUCGUACAGUGGAUCAAAAUGGUCCUAUGCGCGUGUUGGUGACUGGGGGAACUGGUCUGGUGGGCAGGGCCAUAGAACAUGUGGUCAAAGAAGAGGGAGGGGCCAGAGAGGGAGAGGAGUGGAUCUUCCUCUCGUCUAAGGACGCAAACCUCAUGGACAUGGGUGAGACACGGGCAGUGUUUCAGAAGCACCAGCCCACCCACAUCAUCCACCUGGCAGCCAUGGUGGGAGGGCUCUUCAAGAACAUGAGGGCCAACCUAGACUUCUGGAGGAACAAUAUCUACAUCAAUGACAACGUUCUUCAGGCAGCACACGAGGUAGACGCUGUCAGGGUGGUCUCUUGUCUCUCCACCUGCAUCUUCCCUGACAAGACCACCUACCCCAUUGAUGAGACCAUGAUCCACAACGGCCCUCCUCAUGAGUCUAACUAUGGUUACGCCUACGCUAAGAGAAUGAUUGAUGUCCACAAUAGGGCGUAUCACCAGAAGCAUGGGCGGUGCUACACAGCAGUGAUACCAACAAAUGUGUUUGGUCCUCAUGAUAACUUCAACAUUGAGGAUGGACAUGUACUGCCAGGUCUCAUACACAAAGCCUACAUUGCUCAGAAGGAGGGCAGUCCGUUGGUGGUGUGGGGCUCAGGAACUCCCAGAAGGCAGUUCAUCUACUCAUUGGACCUGGCUCAUCUCUUCCUCUGGGUGCUGAGAGAGUACCAUGAGGUGGACCCCAUUAUACUGUCUGUUGGCGAGGAGGAUGAGGUGUCCAUCAAGGAGGCAGCCGAGGCCGUCGUCGAGGCGCUGGGAUUCAAAGGUCAAGUGACUUAUGACACUACCAAAGCGGACGGUCAGUUCAAGAAGACUGCCAGCAAUGCCAAGCUGCUGCGGCACCACCCCAACUUCACCUUUACCCCCUUCAAACAAGCCUUGAAGCAGACGUGUGAUUGGUUCGUGGCCAAUUACGACAACGCCCGCAAGUGAAUAUUCCUUCAAUCUGAUUGAGUCACGGGUAACUGCAUACAUGGAGUGUGUCUGAAAGUGGGAGGAUCAACAGAGCGGGUGUAUGGAAAGCGAAUCAGCUAAUUGGGCAAUUUGUUGCCACUCUCGACCGUUUUGCAUGGCAGAUUGGGCUGCACAACCAGUUGAUUGUUGACAACUGUAGCAUUUUAGCUAACCUACCACCAGGGUUGGGUAGGUUACAUUCUAAAUGUAAUGUUAGGUACCUGUCCAAAAUUGUAAUCAAUGUGAGUGUGUUGCUAUGGGUUAUAGUAGUAAAAGCCAAAUUCAAUAUUUUACCUCCCCCCAAAAAUUGGUGAUACCUACAGGGGUCCUACAAUUCUAAAUCAAAUACCUAAAAUAAUUCACGGUAUGACCGUCUUAAAACAAUUCCAUAUGUUAGUUUAGUAAAAUCCCCCCCCUGAUGUUACAUCCAUCGCUGUUGAUCCACUCACUUCUUUUGAAACUCCCACUAUUCAGUCACACUUCAAGUAUGCAGUUAUCUAUACUUGAUCUGACUGGCUGUCAAGCAACCAGUCCCAGGAAGACAGGAGCAGGAAGAGGAGGUCGUGGAGUCAAACCUUCAGGAGCUGAAGGUUCUAGAACUGAAGAAUGUACUCGUCAGACCUCACAUGAGGAACGUUAACUGCCAUCUUGUCAGAUUGAUGUGGGCUCGUGCUGGAGUGAGGGGAAUUGACAGUGUAGCUUGUAGUGUCUGAGUUUAUCUCUCAGUAUUGUGGAAUGAUUAUCAUGUUAAAUGUAGGUGUCGGCAUGCACGUUACAUUUGUGCGAACGCCAAUAAAUUACAGAAGAUGAAAUGUGGUCCUGAUCGUGUCGCUGAAAUUCCUUGAAUGUGAAGUUUGGGCUUGUCUGAACGUUCUGUCUAAACCACUUUGGAUGAGUCCCAAACUGCAUCAUAUUCCCAAUAUAAUAUUCCCACUACUGUGGACCAGAGCCCUAUGGCACAAUGUAGGGAAUAGGGUACCAUUUGGGACGCAUCCUAUCAAAUGAUGUCUGGAGUGACCAGAUGGACUCCACUGUCUCGUCUCCCCUGUCCCCCUCGCUAUAAUCAUGCCUACACCAUAGGAAUAGAAUUGUCCAAAAAUAAACCACAAUAGGAAGGCUCUGGUGAAUUCUGUUCAGAGUGGGCUGUUCACACUACUCUCAAUUUGUCUACUGUAUCAUCUGAUGCAUGUUGAGUUUUAUAUUUUUGUUCACUAUACAACAAUUUCAAAGAUUUUACUGAGUUAGUUCAUAUAAGGAAAUCAGUCAAUUGAAAUAUGUUCAUUAGGUCCUUAUCUAUGGCUUUCACAUGACUGGGAAUACAGAUACCUUAAUAAAAAGAAAAUGGAUUUCGUCACGGUA
Messenger RNA from Salvelinus namaycush (lake trout), 2487 nucleotides. Its product is annotated as GDP-L-fucose synthase-like. Gene Ontology annotation, molecular function: GDP-L-fucose synthase activity. Lineage: Eukaryota; Metazoa; Chordata; Actinopteri; Salmoniformes; Salmonidae. The coding region runs from base 127 to 1107 and encodes 326 amino acids. The transcript has 10 exons. Gene Ontology annotation, biological process: nucleotide-sugar biosynthetic process. The record is from RefSeq and is a predicted model, not a curated record.